Molecule: messenger RNA, 733 nt
Organism: Haliotis rubra (blacklip abalone)
Lineage: Eukaryota; Metazoa; Mollusca; Gastropoda; Lepetellida; Haliotidae
Exons: 6
Coding region: 4-579 (191 amino acids)
Source: RefSeq, a predicted model, not a curated record
AGCAUGUGUACUCAUCUCUGUGUUCUGCUCUGUGUUAUUGCCUCCGUUCAACGAGGAACAGCACAAGGUGGCGCAAGACCGUCUGACUCCGUGCUGCUGACAUCAGUUACAAGUCUGAAAAACGAGGGUACUGAGCUCAAGGGUGUAUCAGGGGCUAUCAAGGACGCCCUCUAUUUUGACGUACAUGUUUCAGGAGACUCUGUCCUGACGACCAUGCUGUAUUCUCUGCGAACCAUGGGUCACGACCUACUAGUCGAAGCCGAAAACGUCAGGUACUACGCUGAGAAGGCUAUAAGUGAACUGGAAGGUCAAGCACCAUCUUACUCUGCGAUACAGCAAGACAUGGUUGACACGGUAUCCGAGGCUGGUGUAUUCAAACUUCAAAUAAAUUCCUUCAAGGCCGCCAUGCAAGACUUCAUUAAUAAAGCGAAAUCUAGAGGCCACUCCAACGAUGCGUUGAUGUCAGAGCUCAAUAAAAUAGCCGGUUACUUUCACGAACUGCUCGUUCAAACAGCAGCAGUCGUAACUCACGCUCAGGGCAUUGCAAGUCAACUGCAAGGUGGCAAGGUCGUUGGAUAACUUUGUUAUUUGGUGGGAAAAGGUUGGGUGGAUCAAACCUUAAACUAUAACACCAAUUAUGCAAAGAGGAAAUACAGAGAUUGAAAUUUUGUGUUAAAAAUGUACUGAAGUGACGUCAUAUACCACCAUGCAUUAAUAAAGUUAUAAGCCAGCA